AUGUACCACGCGCACCAAGGACCUCGGUGUAGGUGCUCGCACGGACCCCGGUGUGCCGGAGCGCCGCCCGAGGGAAGCCUUGCGGCGGCGGCCCUGAACAGCCGCGUGCGGCCCUUCCCCAUGGACGCGGCGUCGGAGGCCCAGCAGCGGGAGUGCGGCGUAGUCACAGAAGGACUAGAUGCGCACAUCGUCACCCUGCUCUCCUGCGUCCACUCCGUCCUCCCCUCUCCGCCCGUCGUCUCCUACCACGCCGCCCUUCUCCCCCCACCCGAGGACGGCGUCGACCGCAUCAGCGACCUCCCCGACAAGAUCCUCGGCGACAUCGUCUCCCGCCUCCCCGUGAAGGACGGCGCGCGCACCGCCGCGCUCUCCUGCCGCUGGCGCGGCGUCUGGCGCUACGCCCCUCUCGUCCUCAUCGACUCCGACCUCCUCACCGUCGGAGGCGACUCGGGCCUGCAGGACGCGCGCGCUGACGCGCGGCGGGUCGCCUACGCCGUCUCCGACAUCCUGGACGCUCACCCGGGCCCCUUCCGCUGCGUCCACCUCGUCUGCAGCGGCCUGGAGGAGUACCCGGACCUGCUCGCGCGGUGGCUCCAUCUCCUCGCCGUGAAGGGCGUCGGGGAGCUCGUGCUGGCCAACCGCCCGUGGCCGCUCGACACGCCCCUCCCGCCCACCGUGUUCGGCAUGGCAACCCUCACCCGCCUGUACCUUGGCGUCUUCCAGUUCCCUGACACGACCGCCAUCCGGUGCGCUGUGGCAUUCCCGCGCCUCCGCGAGCUGGGGCUCUGCUUCGUGGCCAUGCUGAGGCGGGAGGACAUGGAGUUCCUCCUUUCCAGGAGCCCUGUGCUGGAGAUCCUAUGCAUCCAAGCGAACGUUUUUGUCAAGCACCUAGAUCUCGUCAGCCGCAGCCUCCGGUGCGUGCAGAUCAUCGAAGGCAUUGAUCUCAACAUCGCAGUCAAGAAUGCACCACACCUCCAGAGGCUCAUCAUCUGGUCAUCAACAGUCCGAGAUGACUUGCCCAGGUUGGUCAAGAUUGGGCAUGCCCCCUCUCUAAGCAUACUUGGCUAUUUGGAACCGGAGCGGCACACGCUACAGGUCGGCAACACCAUCAUCAAGGCUGGGACAAGGGCGAGUCCGAACACCACGGUCCCAAGCGUCAAGAUCCUCGGCUUAAGAGUCUACUUUUCCAUCCGCAACAAUGCUAAGAUGUUGCCCAGCUUCCUCAGAUGCUUUCCCAAUGUCGAGACACUUCAUCUUGAGUCCAGGGAGACCUAUCAGCCCACUGGCAGGCUGAGCAACAAGUUCUGGCAGGAGGUCGGUGCUAUCGAAUGUGUGCAGUCACACAUUAAGCUGAUGGUCUUUUAUGGCUUCCGUGGGGAGCGGGGCGAGCUCUCCUUCCUCAAGUUCUUCCUGGAGAGUGCAAGGAUGCUGACAAAGCUUGUGAUUGUGUUCAACAAGGGAAGUUUCGCUUCAGUUGCCGAGGCAAACUCCAAAGUGAAACCUCUGUUUUCUACAAAAUGGGCCAGCCGAGAGUGUUCGCUGUUACUCUUGGAGAGUGCACUUCCAGCAGGUGAAGACAAGUGGUUGUUGAACUUCAAAACAGGAUCUGAUUUCUCUACAAAGGACCCGUUCACGUGUGCUGUUGCUCUUGGCGGGUGCAGUUUUUAAGGAGAAGGGCUGGUGCUUACUGCUUACUGAAGAUUAGAAAGAUGUUCUCCACCAGGGGCCUUUUUGAGUUCAUUGGGCGAUCAGCUUAUUCUAGGGAAACACAUGGUUAGUCCUCUGUUGCAGUCUCUACCUUCAGCGAAAGGCAACGUUUUGGAUCAUUGGCUUGUGUUUUUUGGUCAGACUUCCUGGUUUUAUUUGCAUGACGACCUUCAGAAAGUUGAUGCAAAAGACGAGUGUUGCUCAAAUGCACUUCUGUAUGGUUUAUCUAUUUAGCUUUGGCCUAUUGCUGAUCAUGUUAGGACUCACAAUUUCUGCUGAAUGUGUUGAGCGAUGCUGGCAGACAGAUA
Lolium rigidum is the source of this 2015-nucleotide messenger RNA. Its product is annotated as putative F-box/FBD/LRR-repeat protein At5g44950. Lineage: Eukaryota; Viridiplantae; Streptophyta; Magnoliopsida; Poales; Poaceae. The record is from RefSeq and is a predicted model, not a curated record. The transcript has 3 exons. Gene Ontology annotation, molecular function: protein binding. Bases 1 to 1668 code for a protein of 555 amino acids.